This is a messenger RNA of Ascochyta rabiei, 1500 nucleotides long. RefSeq lists its product as uncharacterized. The transcript has a single exon. The record is from RefSeq and is a predicted model, not a curated record. The coding region runs from base 1 to 1500 and encodes 499 amino acids. NCBI's taxonomy places the organism in Eukaryota, Fungi, Ascomycota, Dothideomycetes, Pleosporales, Didymellaceae.
AUGUAUACUCUGCGAGAGAGUCUCGAGGCUGAUAGCCACCAAACACCACAUUCACACAAGAUGGCAGACCGAUGCCAAAGCCUGCGCAUGAAGCGGACCGAGACCGCACAGAGCGCUGGAAUCAACUAUGUUAUCGAUGUGGCCAACAGCAACGAUCGCUUCAAGCUGCUCGAAGAUGAUGCAGUCCUUCCCGCGGACCUAACUAACCCGGUUCAUCCUAUCUUCCGUCAGCUGGAAGGUGAAAAACAGCUACAUCUAGCGCUACAGCUUGCAUCGCAAUUUCUCCUUCACGACCGACUCCUCGAAUUUUUUGUGCCAUUGCUGUUUGGACGUGAGUCGUUUGACCUACAGCACGAAAAGGCCUACCUUAAUAACCCCCUGGUAAGGGCGUCCAAAGCAAAGCAGGCACAGCUUCUCUCAGCUGUGCGCGAGGCCCUGCAGUGUCUAGCCCGACGUAUAGAGGUCUGCUUUGUGGAUCAUAAAAAGCAGCGCUUGUAUGCUCGUACGAUCGCUAACGGUGUCGAACCGAAGGUUACAUCUAGCUGUUGUCGUGUCUUCCAACAGGAGGUAUCCCCAAAAAUCGAAGUGACUGACAAGUUCCUCCAAUACUACAACAGCGAAGAUGGCUAUAGGAAAGCUUCUUGGUGCGCUCGUUACCGUCACGACUUUCUUGUGGCCACCACGCUUGUACAUGAGGUAGUGCAUGCUGUAGGCGUGAUGCGUCGAGGUAACCUCACUGAGCCGCACUAUCAACAUGACUUUCCGGAGACUGAGUGGGGUUAUGCCUGGGAAAAUUUCAUGUUCGGCAGCAUCAUCAAUCCACAAGAUAAGACACACCUCGGCACACAUUUGUUGAUGCGCAAAGUCUGGGCCAACGCCAGACUGGCGGAUGCAAACGGAGGUAAGGAGUACUGCGAUGUUCCUGUCUCUUGGAUCGCACAGUGGUUUCAAAACAAGACAUGGGACAUCGUCGCGAAGAAAGGGCCGACCGCUAUUGCCCUACCAACGACUCACUUCAAAAUUCAAAUUUCCAACGAGCUCGGGGCAUGGGUGGUGAGUUCAGACUGUCCUGAUGUAUGCAAAGACGUUGCGGAUCUGCACAAACGUUGGCAGAGAUGUUGUCGGCAGUUGACAGCUGAAGAGCCUUAUCUAGAUGGCCGGAGAGCGUCGUGUAGAAUAUACCACAACACGGUCACGACAUCGGAACUGCAAGGCUCAAGCAUACCAGUUCCUCAGCGGGUACGCAACCGGACACGGCGGACAGGCCAGCCAGCCCUCCUUCAGAAAUUGUGGUUAUCCGCAGCCAAAGCCAAAGAACCCACUGCGAAGCGACCAUUGGGUAUUGACAAGCCGCUUCACGCAGCAGGAACGCCGCUCGUUGCGGUCUGCCGCGCUGCUUCGCCAUGUAACGCUCGCAAACGAGGGCAAGCACACGACGAUAAUCCAAUGGCUAUAAAACGAUUGUGCAUUCUUGAACAACCAGAACGAAAAUUUAUCUGA